Patiria miniata (bat star) is the source of this 858-nucleotide messenger RNA. RefSeq names its product ADP-ribosylation factor-like protein 3. Lineage: Eukaryota; Metazoa; Echinodermata; Asteroidea; Valvatida; Asterinidae. Gene Ontology annotation, molecular function: GTP binding; GTPase activity. The record is from RefSeq and is a predicted model, not a curated record. The transcript is spliced from 4 exons. The coding region runs from base 38 to 724 and encodes 228 amino acids.
CGGCUAGAGGCGCGGAACAAGGCGCAAUAGAGAUAACAUGGCGGAGGGUGCAAAUUGGAUGAAGGAGUUGAGUUUGUGGAAAAAGGCUGCAGUUUUCAUCGGAUCUGGGGCUGUGAUCGCAGGUGCGGUGUACGCUGUCCUCAGGCACAGGAAAAAGUCUGAACUGGGUGAAAUCGGUGUUAUGGCAAUUCAGGAAGUCGCGCAAGCGGAUUUACCUGAGAAGCGCAUUCUGGUUCUGGGUCUGGAUAACUCGGGGAAGAGUAGCCUGCUACGCUGCCUGACACAGUCGGAGAACGCUGGUCCUCCAGAUCCCACCGAGGGCUUCAAUGUAAUGUGUGUACAGACACAGGCAGUCACACUCAACAUAUGGGAAGUUGGUGGCCAGGAGAGCGUCCGUUCAUACUGGGAGAACUUUGUCAAGGGCACAGACGUGCUGGUGUUUGUUGUGGAUGCAGUUGACGAGGCGCGAUUGCCAGAGGCAAAAGAGGAACUCCACAAGCUGCUAGCAGACGAAAGGCUGAAAAGCGUACCUCUGGUGCUCAUUGCAAAUAAACAGGAUCAGGCAACAGCCAAGCGAGGCGCCGAUUUCAUCUCGGCCCUCAGUCCGUCCGUCCCGUCUCAGGAGCGUGAGGUCCACGUGGUGGAGACGCAAACUGUACUUAACGCAGGCAGCGACAACGUGCAACAGGUCAUGGAUUUAAUGGUGUCACUAAGUAAGAACUGAUUGCAAUGCUACAUGCGGUUGUGUACCCCGGGCAUUCAGCUUGUAAGCACACUAUCUGCACUGGUAAGCAGUCACGGUAAUGCAGAAUAUGAGGGAGUCACAAAACGAUGCACCACCAAGAAUUUCUCACAGAU